CCGGGCUCUGCCGGCGGCCCCGGCCGGCCCCGCAUCGGGAUGCAUGAAAGCCAAGGAUCAGCUGAGCCCUGGGGCUGAUGCUUGCCCACAUUGCUGAGCCCCAGUGUGGCGCCAGGACAAAGGUUAAGCCAGGGCUGGCCUGCACAGUGAUCCUGAUGUCAGUUCUGAGCCACUCACUCAAGGCUGUGAUAACCAGGUCUUUCAGCUGACCUCAUUCGUCUUGAGAGCACCAGCUGUGUUUUCCUGGCACAACCCCUCAGACAAGAUCUGACCUUGCCUAGCAACAGGCCUCCCUUGGCACCAUGGCUUCUGCAGAGCCCCUGACGGCGCUGUCCCGCUGGUACCUGUAUGCUAUCCAUGGCUACUUCUGCGAGGUGAUGUUCACCGCGGCCUGGGAGUUCGUGGUGAAUUUUAACUGGAAGUUCCCUGGCGUCACGAGUGUCUGGGCCCUGUUCAUCUACGGCACCUCCAUCCUCAUCGUGGAGCGCAUGUAUCUGCGCCUGCGCGCACGCUGCCCGCUGCUGCUGCGCUGCCUCAUCUACACGCUCUGGACCUACCUGUGGGAGUUCACCACAGGCCUCAUCCUGCGCCAGUUCAACGCCUGCCCUUGGGACUACUCCCAGUUCGACUUUGACUUCAUGGGCCUCAUCACCCUGGAAUACGCCGUGCCCUGGUUCUGUGGGGCCCUCAUCAUGGAGCAGUUCAUCAUUCGCAACACCCUCCGCCUGCGCUUUGACAAGGAUGCUGAGCCUGGAGACUCCAGUGGCCCCCCAGCCCUGGCCAAUGGCCACAUCAAGACUGACUGA
Molecule: messenger RNA, 806 nt
Organism: Perognathus longimembris pacificus (Pacific pocket mouse)
Lineage: Eukaryota; Metazoa; Chordata; Mammalia; Rodentia; Heteromyidae
Gene: Tmem229b
Product: transmembrane protein 229B
Exons: 4
Coding region: 303-806 (167 amino acids)
Source: RefSeq, a predicted model, not a curated record